CAGAGGUGACAAGUGGAGGGGGUGAAAACAGAUAAGUGAGUUCGUAAUAGACUGCUGAAUGGAAGGACCCUACCGAACCGAAGGACCUGUUGUUCUACUGUCAUCUGUAUUUGGCUAAAUGAAACGUCAACAGGGCACAAUUGAUAGCAAGGAACACGCUCUUCCAGCUGUCCUUGUGUACAGGUCAGACUGUCAGAGGAAUCGUUGAAGUCAGGUUGGUAGUUCGACUAACGGUGCUGUAAUGUACUCAAAUUGACAAAAGAAAGGUGGAUCGUGUUCUUUAACAGAUGGGUCAGGCACUGUGGAGGCUACCUCCGAGACAACAGCAGCAGCUUCAGGAAGAGCUAGCUGACCGACUGGCUGACCGUGGAGGAAGAAGACGAGAGCAAGGGAGAGAUGCAGGUUCUCAGAGAAGAGCUCCCCAGCACUGCUAUGGGCCCGACAUCUACCAUCUGCUGAGAACACGCAGGGGAGGUAAGGAGCCACAUAGUUUUAUAGACUUGGAGAUGCUGCCACCUGAACUGGGCAUCACCAUACUGUCAUACCUGAAUGCUACUGACCUGUGCCUGGCUGGGUGUGUGUGGCAGGGCCUGGGAAAUGAUGAAUAUCUUUGGCAGGGGCUGUGUAAGUCCACAUGGGGGCACUGCUCCAUCUACAACAGAAGGCUGCCUGCUGGUUUCUCAUAUAGAAGACUAUACCUACAGCUAGAUGAAGGCAGCCUGACAUUCAAUGCUAACCCACUGGAGGGUAUCAGUUAUUUCAUGUCCAAAGGUAUACUAGUGGAUCACCCCACUGAGCUGGCAAAGUUCAUUUUCUACACCAGACGACUCAACUGGAAGAUGCUAAGGAUCUAUCUGGAUGAGAGGCGGGAUGUCCUGGACGAGUUGGUUACCCUCCAUAACUUCAGUAACCAGUUUCUCCCCAAUGCUCUGCGGGAUUUCUUCAGACACAUCCAUGCGCCAGAGGAGAGAGGAGAAUAUCUGGAAACCCUUAUUACCAAGUUCAGCCACAGGUUUUGUACCUGUAACCCUGGUCUGGUCCGAGAGCUGGGCCUCAGUCCUGAUGCUGUGUAUGUGCUGUGCUACAGCCUUAUCUUGCUCUCCAUCGACCUCACCAGCCCACAUGUGAAAAACAAAAUGUCCAAGAGGGAAUUUAUCAGGAACACUCGACGAGCAGCGCAUAAUGUCUCGGAUGACUUCGUAGGCCACCUCUACGAUAACAUCUACCUGAUUGGCCAUGUGGCUGCAUAGCUCCAGCUAUGAGCUGACCGCACUGCACUGAAGAAUAGGAACUGGCUUUCUAUACUUGCCUAGUAGUGUGGAACAUCUUGGAAAUGUAUUUUAACUAUUUUCCCAUCUUACAAGGAUGUGAAAUUUUUAUUUCUUUUUCUGGAAGACCAGAAAAAGAAAUAAAAUUGCCACUCCACUGUGAGAGAGACUACCAAAUGCUACCAAAUGUUAAUGUUGUUAGAUUUGACUUACAUGUAUCAAACAAUACAAUUUCUUUAAAAGCCAGUCACUGCAAAGAGGGAGGUUUGAAGUAGAGCUGUGAAAGUACUGCACUGGUGGACAGGGACUACUAAUUGGUUGAUGAAGGAGGAAGAGGAGGCGCUUUGUCCUCAGUCUGUUUCAGAUGUUAGGGUAAUUCUGCUGAUUUCCUUUCGGUUUGGUGUAGCUGCUGCAGCAUGAAGCCUGGCUCUCUCUUGUUGGUAGUGAAGUUAAAACAAAGCUAACACAAGAUCACCCACUAAUAUCACCAGUAUAAUAAGAAUGCCACAAUGGAAUAGUUUAGCAGUUUGAGCCUGUGGUAACAAUCUAACUCUUUUUUUUAAUAACAAUGAAAACAGCCCAAUGGGUUUCAUGCAAAAAUUGCAAGGCUUCUCAAGGGUUUUGGUGUUACACUGGAUCAGCUGCAGGGACACACUCUGGCGAAGUGGACAGUCGUAGAUGUUUUCCCCUCUAAACUGCUUUACUGACUGUGCCUAAAUAUGUGUCAGGAACCUCUGAACUAUAAUUUAACCACUGCAUUAUCAUCCUGAUGCAUAAUAUUUUGAACGUGGCACAUCUCCCUGCAUAAAGUAUCUCUUUGGUCACGGUGUGUCAGGGAGGCCAGCAGUGGCCGUGGUCAAACAAGAACAGGAUUGUAAGCCAGGAGAGCGGUUCGACAACAACAUUAAUUUGGCGGAUUUUGCAGCCUUGAAUGUAACACAGCUGGUUUUAGCUGGAGCCCAAACUUCUAAAUCAUUAAAAUGAUUCAAAGGAAAAGCAGAAAAUUUGCACAUUUAAACAUUUUUGCAUUUUAAGUGUUUCAGGUCUACUUCUGUUAUACAAAGUAUUCACAAUAUUGCAUGAUCUUUUCAAAUGCUGUGCUUGUCACAAUUUAAAUUUGAAAAGUAUUAGAAACUGUCAAGUAAAUGUAAAACUAAAAUGUAGUUUCCCCAAAAAAGUAUUUUACAUGAGUAGUUUCAGUUGAUAAAGGUUUAGGCUUCGUUUAAUUGCAAGUUGUGCAAUUACCAGAUAUGACAUUUGCAGCAUUUGACUGUGAUUGUUACACUCUAUCACAUUUUUGUGAACAUCUGCAGCUCUGGCCACGCACAAUGCUAAAUUAUUCUAGUCUGAAGACGUUAACACGCACGAACACUACACAAUGCCACACAUGUAACAGCGUUUUACCUGCAAUAUGUGGAAAAAACAAUCUAGCCAGCAGCUAGCUAGAUUGGUGUCAGUGCUGACAGCAUUUCCUCCUGUUUGCUGCUCCCUCCAUUUCUGUUAGCUAGCUAACGUGGCCACUGUUGAGGUAAACAAGUGUAAAGUUGUCCAUACUCAACUUUUGACAGAUACAAGUAUGCAAUCCAGGAAUUGAACACAUGUGUGCUCACUCAAAAUAACAAUUUUGUUGUACUAUCGUACAUGUGACAGUGCAGUGACAAUAAAGAUUUAUCUUAAAAUAGGAGGUAUAAUAUAGGAGGUAUGGAAGGAUGCAAUUUGAGACAACAAAAAAAAUUAUAGCGCCUUUAAUACAGCUGUGGCACCACUGUAGUCGAAUGGAUGAUUCCCAUUGAGUGACAGGAAGAUUUGUUCAUUUUAGUAGUGCAUUUAUUAGUGCACACCUGCAUGUGUGCUGUAAAACAAAUAAAGUGGAUUGUUUAAUAAUAUGGUGACACAAGUAAAAGCCAACAGGAAUGCAUAUUUUAUAUCUUCAGUUGAAAGUGAGUGUGUGAAUCAGAACAGAUGUUUGGCAGUGAUGGAGAGCCACUGCACUGUCAUUUGCACAGAAAGAGCUAAAGUCAAGUGUAGAAGUGUAGAAGCUUUCGCUGGGUCUUCUAGGGAGUUGACCUUGAAUAGGAAUGAAUGGCAAAGCUGUGAAUCACAGUGUGGUGCACGGUUUCUGAAACUGAUUUUAAAAAAGUCAGAUUGGAUCACUCAAAAAGGUGACAAAUGGCAAAUGUAUUCAGCCCAUUUACUGCAGUUUUAUUUCCUGAAGGCAGUGGUCUUCCUCUUCAUUCUGUGGCAUCAAUUACAUAUAAUGUAAUCCUUUAUUUUAAAUUAGUUAUGUGUUGGUUUGCUGGUUUGUUUUUUACUAACACUAGAACCACUUCAAAAGCAGUGCCGUUCCUUCAGAGAUGAAUGAGAUUACAUCACGGCACAUUUAUGAAUAGGACCCCCAGUCUCAAGUUUUAUUUAGCUUUCCAUUUAUGCUAGCUGUGCAGUCAUGCUAUCAAACAGUGUAAUUAGUGGAGCAGUAAUGUAACUGAGGAAAUAUAUUUAAAAUGAUGGGUUCCACAGUGCAGUGCAGUGUCGGAGCUGUUUUUAAUGGAUUUGUGUUAUAAGAGUAGGUAACACUACAACAGGGAGGAUGCAAGAGCAUCAUCCGUCUGGACAAUGGGAAACAGACGGGUGAAAUUAAAAGAAAAGACAGCAUGAAGUGUCAUAUUGAAGUGUUAGAUGCUGUCUGGACAGCUGUCAUUGAUGCUUUCUAGAACAAACAAACCUCAGUCUUUAUUAAUGGAGUUCUCUCUCAGAUGCAGAAGUCACUUUAGUUACUGCUCCUACUGAGCGGCGAGACACUUCAGCUGUCUUUGUUACUGAAGCUCCUGCCGUUAAUGCCCUAGCAGUAAAUCUAGUCUCAGCCUCUUAACUCUUUUCCUCCUGACAUGUUGGUACCAAGUCAGAAUCUGUUUGGUCUGAGCUGCGUUUUUGUGGACAUAGCUGGAUGCAGAUUUUAUAAUCGCCCCAUUCAGUGCAACCUUGUUGUUUUAGUCAGGGUUUUUUUUCCUUUCAUUUGUCACCUUUGACAAACUGCAGUGGUAAAUAUCUGUAAACGCCAACCUGGAGAAAUGGAAGUGUGUUAAUGUCUUUAAUGUCUAAAGAAUGAUGACCAUCAGACCUGCCACACAAUACGUGCUAGUAGCUUCUUCCAGUGAGUGCCAACAGCUAGCAUGUAGCCACAGCUAAAGGUGAAGUAUCACAGUGAUCACUGAUUGUAACCAUAGCAACAGAUGUUUUUCUGUUUAACUUUUUUGGUUUAAGGCUUUUUUUUAACCUCAUUGUUGCUAGAGUGUUGUAGUACAGCCAGCAGUUACUGGUUGUCUUUCAUUCUGUUCUUAAGAUUUUAAAUCUGAACUAAUUUUACUGAAGAUUCGUCAUCACUGAUUUAGGACUCAGUGAAGGAAGUCCACUCGUUUUCUUUGUUCUUACGCUGACAGACACAGUACACUGAGAAGCUCCUCCAAGGAUUUUCCUGAUAACUUUGAACCUGCGGAGUUUGAAACAAGUACAGCUUAAAAAAAAAAACACUUGUAAUUUAAUUCAGUCUGCUGUCUUCACGUCACUGAGAUUCUGUUCUUCUUCCCCUUUGCCAAUCUGAAGUGAAAGCUACUGCAUCAUGAGAAAUAUGACAAGAAGAAGCACUCAGAGUGCAAACCUGCAGCAAGGCAGCUCAUUCUCUGGGCAGUAUGUACUUUUAAAUUUUGUAUAUAUUCUUUUUGUUUUCUGUUCUUUUAAAACAUACUUUAAGUUUUG
Archocentrus centrarchus (flier cichlid) is the source of this 5021-nucleotide messenger RNA. RefSeq names its product F-box protein 8 (gene fbxo8). Gene Ontology annotation, biological process: regulation of ARF protein signal transduction. The record is from RefSeq and is a predicted model, not a curated record. Lineage: Eukaryota; Metazoa; Chordata; Actinopteri; Cichliformes; Cichlidae. Gene Ontology annotation, molecular function: guanyl-nucleotide exchange factor activity; protein binding. The transcript is spliced from 8 exons. The coding region runs from base 288 to 1250 and encodes 320 amino acids.